Desarmillaria tabescens is the source of this 805-nucleotide messenger RNA. RefSeq lists its product as uncharacterized. The transcript has 4 exons. The coding region runs from base 96 to 689 and encodes 197 amino acids. The record is from RefSeq and is a predicted model, not a curated record. Lineage: Eukaryota; Fungi; Basidiomycota; Agaricomycetes; Agaricales; Physalacriaceae.
GAUCGUCUUAUGUGAAUUCGAAUUCCCAUCCUUCCACCACACCGUCAUCACCGCACAGGACGGCCAGCACGAUCCCCUGCUUGAGACGUUCAACAAUGACCUACAUAAUGAUGCAAUUUACGACUUUCCUUAUGCUAAUUCUUGGUCUCGUUCUCGUAGCAGAGGGAUCCCCUUUCCCUGCUGGCCUGUCGAGCCGUUCCCAGGCUCUGGUACACCGAACAACUCCGUAUUUUCCUGAUUCGCCAGCUUCAUGUCCAAUCUGCGAACAGAAUUAUUCGAGUAUUCAGAACUGUGCGGAGGCUGCGCCUGUCCUGGCAAAUUUUUCCAUGAUUAUAUUUAAUCCCGGAGCCUUCGUUAAUGUUAUCCAAUGCGCCUGUACGGAGACUUUCCAGUCUGUCUUUCCCCAAUGUGUCGACUGCUUUCAAGCAACGAACCAGACAGACAUUCUAGAAGGCAAUGACUUACCCAGUAUUGUCUCUGGAAUGAGAAACAUCUGCGCAUUGGAAAGUACAUUACUGGGCAACGUGUCGGAGUCGAACGGCGAGGUGACUCCAUCUUCCACGAGCUCGGCAAGUACCUCGACGAGUUCAAGUGCAGCAAUACCCAGAGCUGUACCUGUAUCUCUCGCAGGGUUGUAUGCGAGCCUUCUCGUUGUCCUUUCCCUUGGAAUUUCUACCGCAGUGCUGUAAUGAUGGAUUAUGACUUGUAUGUAUUGACGACAUGUAAUGACUGACGACAAGUAACGAUAUUAAUUAUCAUUAUUUCUUGUAUUAAAACUGUCCGACCGAGCAAGGCUGAGAUGUGG